Messenger RNA from Diachasmimorpha longicaudata, 739 nucleotides. RefSeq lists its product as uncharacterized. NCBI's taxonomy places the organism in Eukaryota, Metazoa, Arthropoda, Insecta, Hymenoptera, Braconidae. The transcript has 4 exons. The record is from RefSeq and is a predicted model, not a curated record. The coding region runs from base 1 to 705 and encodes 234 amino acids.
AUGAGUUCCCGCUUUCUGUGGGUCUGCUUCCUCUCUGCUACUCUUUCGAGGGGAGUCGAGGUGGAGCACUCCUGCAGCGCCUCCACCGGGCCCCGAUCCGAGCUACCCAGCUCGGCGGGCACCGGAAGGCCCUCUCCCAGGGACGGCGCCCAGCGUCCCGAGCUACCCAGCUCGGUGCCGCGGGUUGCCAAUCGGAUCUCCGGGGGGGGGGGUCACAAUAAUGCGUCCGUCGUACUGCGAAGUCUGCGGAUCGUCUCCCAGCAUGCCAGAGCAACAUCUCCAGCGACUACAACGAGGGACCCAUGGAGGGUGGUGCCCUCAAGGAUUCGUAGUCGCCCGCCGUGCGCCGGGGUACUGCCCUCCCGACGAGGGAAAGGUUCCAGCCUUCGAGCUGUUCGAGAGGACGUUGCAGAGAUCGAGGGAUUGACUCAGCAGCCGAGCCAGCCAACGCCUGGAUCUUCAAGGCCAUCAGCCGUCAACACACAAAGAGAUGGCAUCAAAUGCUCGAGUUUUCGUCGCAGAUGCAGUUGCAAUAUUACAGAAAUACAUCAUACACUUCAAAGAAAGAGACAAAUUCAUCAUUUAUUCGUCUAUCAUAUGGAAAGAGAUCAGCCGGCACUUGGCGAACAAGGGGACGUCCCACAACGUGUAUCAAAAGAGUGGACCAGUAUACAAGGGGUGAGGUUACUUAUAAAGAUGGGAUGACGUAUAAUACCUUAGGAACAGGUGUACACACGAG